AUGCCAAUUCCAACGCGCUCCAUUUCCCUACGUGAGCCCCGUACCAGUAAGCCAUUGACCACCGGGCGCUCCACUACAACCAAGUCUAUCCCUUCGACGACUUCGACGGCGGUCAGCGGCAAAUCCUCUCACCCCUACCCCGGAAAUGAGAACGUCUCAACAAGAAACAAGAGCCUUCUUCCGGUCCGUGACGAUGGUCGCUCUGCCCUAUCCUCUCGUAUCCAACAGUCAGUGGAGACCCGCCCGUCUCAGCGCCUGAUCAAGACCACGGAAUGGGGACCCCAACAGCAAGACGAGCCCUCUACACGUGAAGCGACCGGGGCAAGUCGUCGCCAGAGCCUCAUUCGUCCUAGUCCGCUCAAACCUACUGGACCUGUGAAGCCAGCCGCUAGGCUAACGACUCCCAAACAGGCCACUUUUGCAAUUGGCCCAUCGUCACCAACCAAGCAAGAAUCAGACCCUAGGCAGGAUGCACGGCCCUUGUCUCCCAAGAAAUCAGAUUUGCCUCUACCUUCGCUACGACCCAGUCGAUCCGCUUCGCUACGACAGCCAGUCAAGACGAGCUUGAGCGCGCCGCCCGCCAGUCGGGGCCACGCGCGCCAUCGCAGCCAGGGAGUUACGCCUAAUGUUAGUCGGUUUAUGGGAAAACUGGAGCCUCAAUCCCCGGUCAGGACGACUCCGAUUCGUCCGAAGGCCCAGAUUGCAUCCCAACCGCAAGCUUUGCAGUCGAAAAAGUCGGUCAAUCUAGCCUCAAAGCACGCGACUGCCUGCGCCUCCGAGAAUGGGGAUACAAGAACAUCGUCCUGGCCCGAGCUUUCGACUCUGCAAAUAGAGCUCUUACAUCUAAGCCUCAUACACUCCUCAACGCUCCAACAGAAGAGUUCUUGGACAGCCGAUGCCGCAGUUCAACUCCGGAUCGACUACAAUUCCGUGGCCAGUGAUUACCGUGUUGCCCUCGCUGUUGAUCAAGGUUAUCAGAGCAGUCUCAAUGGACAGGCACUGCAUUGCUGGUUUCGAAAUUCCAAUGAGCACAAUGGCCCCAGGGGCUUUGCAGCGCAGGUUAAGGUCCUUUCACAAGUGGCAGAAGAUAUGUACUCGAUGGCGGAUAGUCUGGAAGGGCGGUACACGGUCGUCGUGCGGGAGUUUGAAGAGUGGUUUCAGCAGGUGCAAGAGAUUCAGCACCAUCGGUUACAUCAGGGGUUAGGGAUGCCCCAGGACGUUUUCAUUGAGUCCUCGGACCGUGCUUGGAAAGAAGAAGUGUCGGCUUUAUCUACGCGACUGGAUUAUUGCUCGCGGCAACUGCAAAGCCUAGAUAUCCUGGGCUAUGGAGAGCUCGAGCAACUGGACAGCUCUGCGCUGUUCCGCAUGACCAGAAACCUCGAAGAGAUGGUGAACCUGAUGACUGAGGAGCUACAAGCGAUUCGUAAGAUUGAAGGCGAAGUCGUAAGAGCGGAACGGGCAUAUGUUGGUCAACUGGCUCGGCAGCUGAGCGACACGCCACCGCCAAAACAACGACUGGGACUCUGGAAACAGGCUUCCAUGCAAUCAUGA
Messenger RNA from Aspergillus saccharolyticus JOP 1030-1, 1551 nucleotides. RefSeq lists its product as uncharacterized. The record is from RefSeq and is a predicted model, not a curated record. The transcript is spliced from 2 exons. NCBI's taxonomy places the organism in Eukaryota, Fungi, Ascomycota, Eurotiomycetes, Eurotiales, Aspergillaceae. The coding region runs from base 1 to 1551 and encodes 516 amino acids.